CAGCUAUCUAGCGUUAGCAAAAAAACACAGACUAGUCUAACCCAAAACUAGUAGCCGGUCAGGCUUUCACUGUGGUCUUGCUUUCGCGAGACUGUCUCCAGUUGCCAAGAAACACUAAAGGCCUCUCCUGCAGCCAACCAGUCAACUACUGUCAAACAUACAGCAACCUCACCUAAUCCAUCAAAAAUGGUGAAGAUAUUUGUUGGCAAUGUAGCGUCAGCAACCACGGAAGCAGAGCUCCGUGCAUUAUUUGAGAAGCAUGGUGCUGUAUCAGACUGUGACAUCCUGAAGAACUAUGGCUUUGUGCACAUGGAUGAGGAGGAAGCAGCACAGAAGGCUGUGGCUGCCUUGCACAAGCACGUGCUCAACGGCUCCCGCAUCACUGUUGAGUAUGCAACCACCAAGGUGCGUAAUGCCACCAAGAUCUACGUGGGCAAUGUGCCUGAGGGUGUCACAGCUGCUAAAAUCAAGGAGCUCUUCCAGCCAUUUGGCAAGGUGGUGGAGUGUGAUAUUGUGAAGAAUUAUGCAUUUGUUCAUAUGCAGAGGGAAAACGAGGCCUUGCAGGCUAUCAGGGAACUUAAUCAUUCUAAACUGGAGGGUCAAAAGAUCUUUGUAUCCCUCUCUCGCAGUAACCAAGCUAAAAAUGGCAGAGGGGAGGAAUAUCUUCCUCCUCCUCCUCCCCAUCACUUUCCACCCCUCCCUCCCCCUCAUCCUCACUACCUUCCCCCACGUCCGCCGCCCGGUGACUACUAUUCGCCCCGAGGUCGACUUCCACCUCCUCCUCUCCCUCCGCCGCCUCCCCGCGCCUACUACGAGCGGGAGGCGUACGAGAGGGGCGUUCGCCACGACCCAUACGCCGCUGCCACUGCGCGUUUUUAUGAGCGGGACCCCUACGACCGACGUCUUCCGCCCCCGCAGCGACCGCUUUCUCCUUCCCUCGCCUCUCGCUACUAUCGCGAGCGCAGCCCUCUGGGCACUCGUCGUUCUCUCCUGCCUCCGCCACCCCCACCACCAUCCUCUGCCACCUACGCCCGCAACUACGUCCGCACUGGUGCGAGUGUCGCACCUCCUCCCCCCUCCUCUGCCGCCUCGACUGCCCACUAUCAGCGCUAUACUCUCGGCUCAGGCUUUGAUAAAGAUGAUUACUUGGAGGACAAGUACAGCAAUGGCUUCAGCCGUGGCUUUUAAAUGUGCUUUGUCCAGAGAGUCUGUAAGUCCCCGUUUCGUAUUGUAGAAGGCGAGUGAUCCAAGAGGGACAUGUCUGCAGGGAGUUAGGAAAUAUUCUAUGGUGGUUGUAGCUAAUUCAGACAACGGGUAGAACAGUUAAUACUUUAUUCAUUGAUUUAACUAUAGAUUCAUCUCAUCUUAUUGAAGGAUCAUCAAGUACUGAAUAAAAUUUACAUUUGGAAAGAAUUAUAUAGUGAUUUGAAAUGUACUGAAGUUAAAGGCCAUAUCGCCAUUUUGAAUAUUUUUUACAUACAAGAUGGAGACUUUGUUUUUCUGUCAGAUUUUAUUUUAGUGGUAUGUCUUGCAUGUGUAUUGGAUUAGGUAAAGAAAAGUGAGACUGCUUAGGCCCCAGGGCUAAUGGAUGAAUAGCUACUCUGUGGGCCUCUUGUUAAUAUUGACAUUUCUCUUUAUGCUCCUGGGGCUAGAUAAGCUCAUGAGGUCUUUAUUUAACUGAAAACUAGCCCACCUCUGCAUUGUUCAUUUAGGAAAUUUUGUUUAGUAUUUAGUUAUAUAAUAUUUUGACAUGUCCUGAAGCAUGACCUAUGACUUGCAUGAUUAAGAACAAUAAGGCUCUAAUUUGAGAUCAUCAGACAUUAAUCUCACCCUGAUUCCAAAGAUACACUGUCCUGUGUAGCUAGGUUUUUGUUUUUAAUUGCAAUUAUUUAUUUAGUAUCUUUUUUCAGAAGUUCAUUAAUUUUUGAAUGAAGUUCUCUUGUGGACAGAUUUGAUAUGGGCCAGGUGAUUUGAAAAACAUUGUUUAAAGUUACUUUGUAUGAAAGAGUUGGGACCAGUGUAAGGACAAGGAGGAAGAGGGAGGAUGUAGGUAAAGAUGUGGUAGUGGGCGGAGCUGGGUGCACACCAACUGAUCAACAAAUCACAUCUUAACGGCCUACCGAAUACGACAUCCACUGGCCACUCAUCACUUGGAAACGACACCACCUCCUAGGAUAAAGCACCAUCGACUAAAGGAAACUCAGAAAACAAAUGAGUGACCAUCCGCUGACCGUCUAAAUAAACCAAAAAUCUCAGGCUGAUUCUUAAAUUGCUACUCUGUAUUUCAACGUAAAAUUGUGUCCUGCCGAUUAAUCGUUCCCGCAGACUUUGUAGCCUUUAUUGAUUCUCAAGACAUUUUAACGUUACGGUUCAAUGGACGUGUUUGUGAAACUAUUACUGAAACCCCAGUAUUGUAGCCUGUCCUACUUGUGCUAUUGUUUCCCUACGUUCUUUUUGUUAAAAUACAAUUCUGCUGAAUAUGUACCUCUUAAAAUCCACAUCUCGACUGUUGAUGCGACCCGAUCUCUCUAUAAACUGUUCCACUCGAGCUCUUUAACGGUUGUUCGAACAUAAGUCGAUUUUUGUGCUUGUUUUGCUUACUUAAAAUACAUUUAGUUAUGUGCUAGCAGUCGCUGUCUUCAAACAGCCGGUUAAAUAAAACAUCGACUGAUCUGACUCAUUCCGUAACGUUUUUCAUUUCACUUUUUUUUCCCUCUUUAUUUUGUUACAUAACUAUCUGCUGACUUUCUCGCACCCGUUAAAAUUCGUUUAGUGCAAAUCACCUGUUUACCUUUCUCUUGGCAAGAAAAUCAAAUAACAGGCUAAUCUAAAACUCUCCUUUUCCGAUUGAUACCACAACAGAGGGGGAAUGCUUAGAGGCCGAAAGGAGGCCAGAUGUAGCAAAUUCCAAUUACUGCACCUCAACCUCUGCUAUUCCACUAUUGCCCCACCCUGAACCCUGGCCAAGAUUAAUAGAAGUAGUCCUGUCAUAAAUAAUUUUGGUAGACAGUUGUGUUGCCUUACACAAGUUGCAGGUGAGUUAAAUACACAGGUAAGUAACACUGAAAAAAAUCUGAGUCUUGUGUAUUUUUUUCCUUGUUACACCUUUUAAAAGUUCUAGCAUACAGUAUUUGUGUUUUAAUGUUUGUCACUGAUAUGGUGUUCUGGAAAUGGUAUAGUAAAUAUAGUAUUACCUGUUUUUGAAGAUUAAGUAUCGACUUUUAAACCAGAUUUGGAUGACCUUUUAAUAGUUUUGGCAGUUGAGGCCUAGAAAAUGAGCAUUAAUAGUCUAUUAGUCUUUUCUUUUUUUCUUCCCUUGUCAAUAGCUAUGUUUACAUCCAAGUUAUAAAAUCGCAAAAAAUAGAAAAGAGCUUUUUGGGUUUUUUUCAACAAUUAGAAUUAUUUUUUUAAAUACUGGAUGCAUUGUUUAAUUAAACAAUUCUAAUUUGAGGUGGGCUUGAAGCUCACUAGAGGUUUUUUCUUCAUUUAAAAGAACUUGCAAGGCAGAAAAUAUUUGCCAAAUAAAAAGUCAAUUGAAACAAGUCAUACCACUGAUUGACACUUUCUACUUUCAUCAUUAAAUUAGACCAUGGAAGAUGGUGGUACAAGUGGACUACAGAGUUAAAUGGUUCUUUACCAUGUCUUUCCACAGUUUGCAUAUGUGCUAUCGCACCUUAUGCAUAAUGUAUUUGCCACCAGUGAAGGAUCAUAUCCAAUGCUGGGAAACUGGCCAGUUAGAGAGAACAGGGAAUGUUAUUAAAAAAAAUUAAAAAAUGAGAAUGUGCCCAAUGUUAUUAACUUGUUCAUACAUACUGUCCAUACUUCUGUAGUUGAAGUGUUUUUACAGAUGUGAUGUGCCUUUUUAAAAAAUAAAUAUAGCUAAAGGAGGAGCAACAUUUGGAUGUAAACAUAGCUGUUACAGUUGACACAUUAUGGCUUUCCUGUAAUCAUUUUGUGUAUUAACAUUCAUGUUUACUGCUCCUGUUUUCAGCAGAGCCUGUGCAGUCAUCACACAGUCAACAUAAAUUCAGUCUUGAUUGUCUAAUCUGUUGAAUGUUGGGUAGUUCUUUAGAUAGUUUAAACUAAAAACAUUUUAUCGGCAAAGGCAUUUAGAGCUGUUAUUGUUAAUAUAUGGAAAAUGUAUAAUAUGCAAUAAACACAAACUGUCGUGGUGUAGCAUAAUGCAUUAUAUCUUCACGGCACAUGUGCAAUUAGCCUCAGCUGUUUAAGAACAUUUCAAAUGUAAAUGAUCAGAUAAUGGAUAGAUACUUGGUGAUAAAUAUGUGACAAGAAAUAUAUAGCUACUAUAUAGUGUGUGUGUGUGUGUGUGUGUGUGUGUGUGUGUGUGUGAGUAUAUAUUAGUGUAAUAGCUACAUUUUCUGCCAAAACUUUUCAUCUGUUAAAAUAAUGUUUACUGUUUAAUGAUUGGGUACCACAGAGGGAUGGCAAACUGGCAUGGCAAAUUUGAUGUAAAUAUAUGUAAGAGUAAUCAACCAAAUAGUUGCACACUAUUCUUAAUGUGCCAAUAUUUACCCAAUAUGCAUAUGCAAAAAGCCUGUUUCUGCCUUUUAAUAUGGUCUUCUCUUGAAACUGCCAUGUAUUUUCACAUGAAUAGAACAUGAUCUACAAAAGGUAAUAACCUGUAGAUUUUUGUUUCUGAUAAAAAACCGUGAAUUAUCCUUAUCAUUGUAUGAUCCAAAUGCAUGCUUUUGCUUGUUCAGAGAUUACUAUACUGCAUUCACUAAUCACCGUAUGCAGGCUAGGCAUGAUUGUAUUCCUUUUAUAGCAACAGAUAGCACAGUAGCAUACAAAGUUUUUUACAUGCAGUUUUCAUACUAUGCUGAACAUGAAUAUAGGAGCUUUAGAAUAGAGUAUGCAUGCUUAGGCACUAUUGUUGUUUCCUUUGGAAGAAGUGUUAUUGUUUCUUUUUGGUUGCUAUUAGGUUUCAUUACUUUAUGGCUUAAAGGGACAGUUACCAGUUUGUACCAGAUUUAAGAAGCUUUAACAUAUUAAUUAUUUUUAUUGAAAUUAAAUACAAGUACACAUGACUCCAGUAAUGUUUUAGAACCUGAGCGAUCUGGCGAUAUUAUCACAGAAUAUUUUUAUAUAUGUUGAUAUUGGCAACUUCUGUUGCUUUUAUGAAUUUGCCUAGAGAGCAUGUUUUCAUAUUGUGACAGCCUUUGGUUCUGGCUUCAAAGAAACAGCAAAGCAAAAGUGUAAGAGAAGUUCUACCACUCUGUGCCAUUUUCAUAAUGCCUCCUGGCAGAUGAAACAAAACCAGACCAGUCUAUUUAAUUCGCCAGUUAUUCAUCUUACAGGAUCUGUGCUUUUUGCUUUUUAUAUUUGCAGGCACAGAGUUAUGAGUGUGGUAAAACAUUUAAAUAACAUUUGUUUAUUUAAUCAGUUUUAUAGCGCAAAUGAAUCUGCUCAUGUGCAUGUCAGCUCCCCACGUGGUGGUGGAGUAUCGGCAUUUACGUGGCAUUUAUGGCAUUCCCUAGCAGUCUCAGAGAUGUGAUUGUGUGUAAUGGUAAUAGUUGUUGCGGUAGGUAUACUUCAACUGAUUUAGUUUAUACAGUUUAAAUAAUAUAUCCUCAAUUCCACUAUGUGAAGAUUGAUUUAAUAUUGCUGUGAUUUAAAAACUGAGCAUACUAGCUAGGUAAUAUAUUACCAGUAAAACUAUAAUUGGAUGGUGCUAUUAAGCCAAUUUGUGGCAUACUAACCCGCUGAUCCGAUUACCACGAUGCCAUUUCCAUGGUAUCAUGAUCUGCAAAUUUACAAAGUACUAUAAACCAAUUUAAAUCAAAUUAGGAAGUUAUUGUGACUAUCAACAUAUUUGGAUAUACUUACAAGCGUAUUUACUCAUGUUCUAGUUAUAUCCUAUGAACUAAUAGCAUUAAACCAGCUAAACAGGAUAUCGUUUUAAGAUCAUACUCAUUUUAAAGAAUGUAAAAAGCCUGUGUUUGUAACAACAGUUGCAUCAGUUUUUUUUAAUUGAUAAAAGAUAAUACAGAUGUCACAAAACAAAGCCAUGCCAAAGAACUGAAAGAUCUUAACCGAUGACCUUGAGAGGGUUAUACUCUGUUUUCAUAGAAACAAGUUGCUCAGAAAGCCAGCCAAUUAAGUAACAAAUAAUAAAUCCCUCUGACAUGGUAACAUCUAAAUUAUGUUACAGAAUAGUGUAAUUCAUAAAAUAUUUACUUAUUAUGCAGUGACAUUUUAGGUAGAAAGAAAAUAUUGAAAUUUAAUUUUAAAUACCAAAUGUGAUCAUUGGAACAUAAAGAAAAAAAAGAACCUAAAAUUAUAGGAUAAUCCAUACCAUUUUAAAAUAUAUUUUCCCAAUUAUAAUUAUGCAUGGCACAACCUCCCCAAUAGUUUAAUACCCCUCUGCAUUUUCUCACUGAUCCUAAAAUUGGUCCAAUCGGUCGUCGAAAGCUUUGAAAGUCACAGUCUUCAAAAGAUGAAAACGUAUAGCAUAGUCAUAGUCAUGUAUGCCUUUAGAGGUUCUACCAGGAAAUGCUAGUCAAACUUUCCUUUAUACAAAUGGUUGGUACUAACAAAGACGUAAUACUACACCUAAAGGUGUAUUGUUGGAUUGAAUCAAGGACAGGCAAAUUUUCGAAAUUUAAAAGGUACCUUCACACCAGAUAUUUAGACAAAAUUUCUAAAAAGAAAAAAAAAAGAAAAAAAACCAACCUAAUUUUCUAUCAACCUAAGACUUAUUUAUUCUAUGUGGUCAAAGAGGUUUUCUUAUCUUGUAUACAAAGAAGCACAUUAGAAACAGGUCACAUUAUGUAUUAGGCACCAAAAGAAACAAGUCUAAAGAGGCUAUACUGUGUCAGCUGUAAUAAUAUGAUAUUAAAGCCAGAUGUUUUUCAAAACUUGAGGGAAUAAACAUAAGGUUUGCUUACAAUAAACCUUAGAGCUGAUGUCAUUACAAAUCCAAAAAAACAGAAACAAGCUAUUAGUCUGUGUACAUUUCUAUACCAAUUAUGACUACUCCUUUGUACAUUUAUAAGCUUUCUGUGCCUGUGUUUGUAUGGAACAUGUGAAAUAAAGAGAAUUAAACUAU
Molecule: messenger RNA, 7069 nt
Organism: Electrophorus electricus (electric eel)
Lineage: Eukaryota; Metazoa; Chordata; Actinopteri; Gymnotiformes; Gymnotidae
Cellular component (GO): nucleus
Molecular function (GO): mRNA binding
Source: RefSeq, a predicted model, not a curated record